ACUUCGACACUAGAGCUACAAGGAUCAUUUGUCCCGCGCUUGGCUAGAGAACAUUGUGUCAACGCGUCUCUCUUCCAGGGUCAAGCCACCAACAGAUUAAUCCUACUCGUUUGAUCUAGACGUACUUGAGGCGGAACUCCACCAUGCCAGCAUCAUCCAGCUUCGAGAACCUUGGCUGUAUAAGGUCUAGGAAGAUAUUAUAUAAACCUUUGGGAGCUGAUGUUCCGACCGGCACGCCCAUGAUGUAUUUUGUGCAGACCUUUAGCGGUGCACUUUUUAUCGCGGUGGCUCAGAAUGUUUUUCAAACCCGUCGCAAAGAAGAACUGAUCGAAACCAUGCCCGAUGUUGACCCCAACGUGGUGGUGAGCACGGGGGCAACCAGUUUGCAGAAAUUCGUCAGUGCUCAGGAUCUCCCUCGAAUUCUCAGUGCGUAUGACGCAGAACUGACCCGAGCGUUCUUGGUUGCCACUAAAAUGGCCGCUCUAACUCUCAUCGGCUCUCUUGCAGUACAGUGGAGGACUACCAAGUCCAGCAAGUCCGAGGCCACCAAGCAUAAUAUGGCGAUUAAUGAAAACGUUGACACGGAAGGGACCGCGGCGGCCAUGGGCGAUGCUCCAUAGUGACCGACUAUGCCAAACCUGCUUGCCUGUCACUUGCUUUCUGUUACCGUGGGCAUGAUCCUUUUUGCCUGCUGCGUUCCUUUCUCCUUGCGUCAGGCUGUCCUUCUGUUGAGAACUUCUAUCUGUUUGGACUUCUCAGGUGGUUUGA
Messenger RNA from Aspergillus homomorphus CBS 101889, 768 nucleotides. RefSeq lists its product as uncharacterized. NCBI's taxonomy places the organism in Eukaryota, Fungi, Ascomycota, Eurotiomycetes, Eurotiales, Aspergillaceae. Gene Ontology annotation, biological process: transmembrane transport. The transcript is spliced from 2 exons. The record is from RefSeq and is a predicted model, not a curated record. Gene Ontology annotation, molecular function: transmembrane transporter activity. The coding region runs from base 144 to 620 and encodes 158 amino acids.